Molecule: messenger RNA, 1092 nt
Organism: Morus notabilis
Lineage: Eukaryota; Viridiplantae; Streptophyta; Magnoliopsida; Rosales; Moraceae
Exons: 5
Coding region: 136-876 (246 amino acids)
Biological process (GO): regulation of mitotic cell cycle
Source: RefSeq, a predicted model, not a curated record
GAGAGAAAUCACACGAGAUAGAAGGCGAGAACAAAAAUCAUCUUCCAAGAAAACGCAAGAAAGUCGUAAUCACUAAGGAUUUUCCUCCUCAAAAUCGAUUCUAAUACUGAGCUGAAUUUUCCCAGAAAAAGCACAAUGGCAUCGGCAAUUGGUGUCCCGUUUCAAGAUCAGAACUUCAAUGUUCAAUAUAGUGGAGCUUCUGCCGGGGGAAAGAUGCAUACGAAUAAAUCACAGAAGAAAGGGGGGCUUGGUGGAAGGAAACCGCUUGGUGAAAUAUCGAACUCGACCAACAUUGCCCCCACUCAGGCAUCAAAGAAGCAGAACUCCAAGAAUUUUGGUUUCAUCAAAGAAGUGACUCGUGAAGAAAGCAACAGAAAAAGCAUUGCUAAAACCUCAGACAAAAUGCAGACUCGUAGCAGAAAAGCACUCUCCGAUAUUUCAAACUCAGGGAAAGCACAUCUUCAUGAGGCUUCAAAGAACAAUCUUUCCCUGAAGCUGAGCGCUGUAGAAGAGGAACAUCUCUUUCCCAGUUGUAUUGCAGAGGAACAGUUUCUGCAUGACCAUCAGGAAUGCAUCAAAGCAAAGACUAAGCCGAUGGACGUGGAACAGUUUCUGGUUUCAAUUGGACUAACCAACGGUUCUUCACAACAGGUCGAAUCUCCACGGGUUCCUCCUGUAAAGUUGAGCAAGAUGAUGCCUCAGAAUCCUCUGUCUACUUUGGAACCGGAAGAGAUCACCGAGCAUCUAAUUGAAGAUGACCUCUGGAAAAUGAAGAUGAACUCUCCAACUUGUAGGAGUCCGAAAUCACCAAUUUACAGCAGUGCUUUCUGGAAGGAUUGUGACAGCAUCAAUUUCAAGUUGAUGGACUCACCCUAAUUGCGCGACACCACUUAACUGCAUUGUUAUGCUUUUGUUACAAAACUUGAAUUCUUAUUUGCUGGAAAUAGACCCAGAUAUUAAAUAGUUGUAGUUAUAUCCUUUUGUGUGUGUAAAAAACAUUCGUUUAGUUUGUUAUUUCUUUGUUAAGAACUUGUUCUCUUCUUAAUGCAGACGCGACUACAGAUGAAUCCGAAGUCGUGAUUUUUACUUGUG